Candida albicans SC5314 is the source of this 444-nucleotide messenger RNA. RefSeq lists its product as uncharacterized. NCBI's taxonomy places the organism in Eukaryota, Fungi, Ascomycota, Pichiomycetes, Serinales, Debaryomycetaceae. The coding region runs from base 1 to 444 and encodes 147 amino acids. The record is from RefSeq and is a predicted model, not a curated record. The transcript has a single exon.
AUGCAACCACAUCAACAAUCUCAACCACCUCUUUCACAACAACAACAACAACAACAACAUCAUCAUCGUCAAACACACAGACAUAGACAUAGUCAGCCAUCAAUGAUGCAACAGAGUACAUCUCACGAAGGGUUUUCUCAACCGCCUGCACCACCACAUUUACAACAACAUCAUCAAUCAUUAAAUGGAAAUGGGAAUAUCGGUAGUACAGAUAAUGGAGUACAUAAUUCAACCUAUAGUAGUUACUCGGUGUAUCCUCCACCACCACCAAUUUUAUCUUCAAUGAGCAAUACUAAUGGUCAUACAAAUCUGACAGCAGCCACCACCACCACCACAACAACAACAACAACAGAUUCCAUAGUUCAAGGUGCAACAGGGAUGACCACCUCUGCAGCACAUGAACCUAAUAAAGCUGAUGUGUUAUUACCCCCAAUAAGACAUUAA